Molecule: messenger RNA, 2402 nt
Organism: Saccoglossus kowalevskii
Lineage: Eukaryota; Metazoa; Hemichordata; Enteropneusta; Harrimaniidae
Product: fork-head box K transcription factor
Biological process (GO): regulation of transcription by RNA polymerase II
Molecular function (GO): DNA-binding transcription factor activity, RNA polymerase II-specific; RNA polymerase II cis-regulatory region sequence-specific DNA binding; protein binding
Source: RefSeq, a predicted model, not a curated record
GACGGCCAUUUUGCUGGUUUUGUCGAAGAAGUAUCGGAAUGUCUGUGUUGAAGCAACCGACAGACAACGACGCUUUGGCGCUGUUAGCGCUUAAAUCUGCCCCUUCCAGCCCAAGUAGGAUACCAUGGGCAGAUGUUACAGACCGAGGUUUGGCCAUAGCGCGACUGGAAGGCCGUGAAUUUGAGUAUUUAAUGCGGCAAAACCGCAUCUCGAUUGGUCGCAACAGCAGUCAGGGCGAAGUCGAUGUAAACAUGGGCCACUCAAGUUUUAUCUCACGAAAACAUCUAGAAAUAUCCUUCGAAAGUCCCAACUUCUUUCUGCACUGCUCGGGUAAGAAUGGUAUCUUUGUUGACGGGAUUUUCCAACGAAGAGGAGCCAACCCACUCCAGCUUCCACGAGCGUGUGUUCUCCGAUUUCCUAGUACCAAUAUAAAGAUAAUGUUUCAGGCCCUAAUAGAUGAACAUAAUGCGCCCCAAAAUUCUGGGAUACCCAGCCCGCCAAAGAAGAAACAGAUGACUGAGUUGAGAAUAAACAUUCCAGAUUCUAAUGCAGAUUUUGGUAAUUCGUUUCCUUCACCAACUGGGACAAUCAGUGCUGCCAAUUCAUGUCCGUCUAGUCCACGUGGUGGCACCGGUCACCGCCGCAAUGUCGCUUCUGAACUCCAAGCAGCAGCGUAUGCAGCUGCAGCAGUGGCUGCUGAAGAUAAAGAAAGCCACUCAUCAAGUAACGAGAGUCCUAAAGAUGAUUCCAAACCACCUUAUUCAUAUGCUCAGCUCAUAGUCCAGGCAAUUAUAUCGGCGCAAGAUAAACAAUUAACACUUAGUGGAAUUUAUUGUCAUAUUAUGAAAAAUUAUCCCUAUUAUAGGUCAGCUGACAAAGGCUGGCAGAAUUCAAUUCGCCACAACUUGUCACUUAAUCGUUACUUUAUCAAAGUGCCUCGUUCACAAGAAGAACCUGGUAAAGGGUCAUUUUGGCGGUUAGAUCCAGCAUCCGAAGCCAAGUUAACAGAGCAAGCAUUUAGAAGGCGGAGACAGCGAGGAGUACCAUGUUUUAGUAGAACACCAUUUGGGGGCAUUUCAUCAAGGUCAGCACCAGCUUCACCCACACACAGUAGUCAGUAUCACCACAUGGGGACAUUUACUCCAGAUAACUUAUCACGAGAAGGCUCACCAGUACCAUCUGGUAGUGAUGCAGAGCAUCAAGCUGAGCAACUUCAGUUACAACAACAGCAGCAGCAGCAGCAACAGCAACAGCAGCAGCAACCACAACAAAAUGUUGCUGUUAUGCAGUCAACACAGAUGGUGCAAGCUCCUAGAAUACUAAACCAAUUACAAGAAGUGAAAUUCACACCUAUGUCACCGCCUCCGCCAGUUAGUAAUGCAGGUGUUCCAAUCACUGUCACCAUGGCAACACAUCAACUACCAACAGUUAUUAGUCAGCCAAAAAAUUAUAUGGUCAGUAAAGCAAUGGCCAUGCCGGCCAGUAAUGGUGUGAUCGGAUUAGAUUCUUCUAAUGGAAUUAAAAGAGAAGACAUUAAUGAAGAAAAAUAUGUGAUGCAGCCACCAGUGAUAAAACCAAUCCAAUCAUUCAGCCACCCACACCUGAUGUCAGUUGAAAGCAAAGUGAAUCCUCAGUCUUUAGCCGUGACGUACACAACUCAGACUCAACAACCUGUAAUGAGCAGUACAGCUGGUCUCAACGUUUUAGCAACCUCUGCAGCGAGUUCGCCAUUAAUACCCGCAAAACGGCCGUUAAAUGGUAGCCAUGUUUCGGAUGAACGAGAGGACGUGAAACGACCAAAGUUUGAAAACCCAGACAACUGGAACAGUGCUGCAGAGGGAAAAUGAACUUAUAUUACGCUUUAAACUCAGGGUUAUGCUGCCAUCAUUUUUUUUUGUUUUUCUCCAUCAUUUGAUUAAUCUAGCAGUCCAGGUUUGAAUUGUCAAUAGGCUUGUAUUACCUUUUUCGCUUAUUGAUAAACAAAAGUGUACCAGUCAGGUUGCAAAUUAUGUAUAAGUUAUUCAGUCGCGUGGUAGUUGAGUGAACAGAACAACUUCUAAAAUUGGUGACAGCAUCCUGUUUGGUCAACCAUGGAUAAUUUCAAUGAAUCUGGUAUGAGGCGAGUUUCAGUUGGUGCACUGUGCUUUGCGGGACUCCGUUUUAGCAUCAGCGGUCCGAUAUUUUGCCAAUCUGUGGCGUGUUUUCGUAGAAUGAAUGAAUGAAUUAAUUAUGAAUUUCUAAUGGGACCAUCUAUUUGCUGUGUGUUGGUUGAUGAUUACAUUUUAAUAACUAAUACUAGAACAUCAUAUUUGAAUAAUAUAUAAAGGACGAUGAUUUAACCAUGACAUUUAAUAAACUGGACUUAGCUUUGGCAUAUUGAUAUUAAAGGUGAGCACCUUAAA